GGAAACGUCAUUCUUAUCAAUUGGCAAGGUUGCUCCACGGCCGAUUGGAGUGAUCAUGUAAAUUCCUUCCCAGUACAAAAUAGAACGUAAUUCCCCAACCCAGUUCCCUCCACACUCAUCAAAAUAUUCUAAAAAUUUAAUUAUACAAAUCAAAAAACAUAGAAAAUGUCUAAGCUCUACAAAACCGUUAUCACUGCGUGCGACAGAUAUGUUCCUAACAACUUACGUCCGCUAUGGAACCACGAAGCUGGACCAAAAACAGUCUUCUUUUGGGCCCCUUUCUUCAAAUGGGGUUUGGUGAUUGCUGGACUAGGUGACCUCACUCGGCCCGUGGAGACCCUUUCCAUCCCCCAAUCUGUAUCCCUGGCCGCCACCGGCAUCAUCUGGUCCCGGUACUCUCUCGUCAUCAUCCCUAAAAACUAUAGCUUAUUCUCUGUCAAUGUGUUUGUGGCCUGCACUAGUCUGUACCAACUCAGUAGGGCUGUGAGACACGCGCAAGAGCAGAAAAAACUUAAGGAAAACUAGACUAAAAGUAAUAGAAUGAAGUUUUAGCAGCCAAUAAUCUCUCUCUGUUAUGUAAUAUUGAACAGCAUGCAAUGUAGCUUCAACUCCAACUGUACUGGGAAUGGAAGGGGGCAAAAAUUAUAUACCUAUUUUAUUUUUGUUAUCAAUAUUCCCUAGUAAUGUUAACGAACAUGUACGUCUGUCUCCGCGAUUGUUAUGCCAUAGGGUUGUAGCUAAAUUGGACAUUCCAUAGCGUAAGUAUUGAACUACCAAUUUAGCUAGGACCCUAAAUGGCUCAACAAUCGCGGAGCGUGAUGGUACAUUCGAUACCGAAUUUUAAACUUCUGGGUAUAAAAACUGUUGAUACAGUAAAACCCAGCUAUAUUUUAUUUUUGUUAAACUUACAACGUAACUUUAUACACGGGUAUUAAGGGGGUAGGUAGGUCGCACCAUUCAGUCCUAAAUGUGGCCAAAUGUUCUCUUUAUAAUGUUACUCAACUUGUGAUGAAGCCAAUUCAAAUCAUUAAGUCGAGAUUCUUUUGAUUCGACAUUCGUGUGACAUUAUGGGCUUCCGAUAAAGUUUCUAUCAUGCAGUCACGGGUGACCCGUAGCGUGAGCCUUGACCUAAAUAUACGUCUGUUAACUUCGAAGAUAUUAUACUCGUAUAGCCUAUUGAAUAUACAGGUAGUAAACGAAACUAUCAUAUACUUUGCUUAAGUACAUAUAUAUUUUUGCCGCAUGUAUCUGGAGACUUCAUAAAUACGUAGCAGGGAGUUGCAUUUCUUUCGCCUAAAACAUUAUUUUCAGAAUUGAAUGGUGCUUCUUUAGUUAGAUAGUAAAUCAAUCUCAGUGGGUUUAUUAAUUAAGCUAUUUAUUUAUUUUUGUUAAGAAUGUAUACGCUCAAGUCCUUUUUCUUGAGGUGUUUAGUAGUAUUAGCUGUAACAAAUUGUCUACAAAAUUGAUAAAAAUUUGGUGACCUUAUUAAUUAUUAUGUUAGGUGCUUUUGCCUAAGUAAUAUACCCGACACAUUGUUAAAAGACUUGUUAUGAAUAAACAUAGUUUACAAAAUCAGGGUUUCACUAAAAAAAAACCUUUAAAAUAUUUGUUCUUAAAACAUAGUCUAAGUACACGGCAGUUAGAGUAGGUAGGUUAAACCUAACCUGUAGUAGGCUAACCUAACCUAAACCAACUUAUUAGUACUAUUAGUAGAAAUAAAAUAAAUACGUAGUUACCGGAAAAACAUGAGAUCUUGCUUAUCAGUAAUUACCUAUGGUGUAAUAGGUGACUUUUAUGUCAUAAAUAAUAAUUAUUCUGUUUAAACGUAUCUGUGAAAAUUAACCAUAAUGUACUAACUAGAAUAGGCCUUAAUGCCCUGUCAUAAGGUCUUCUUUGGCUGUCACAAUUUGUACUAAUCAUUAGAUCUCUUUUACUAUUUAAGAGAAUGAUUCAAUAAUUGUGAUCAUGUCUGUGUUAUUGUUUACAUUAUUUGAGACAGGCAGAUUCAACAUUAUGUGUGCUAUUGUAUCCUAGGGGUUGUUUGGACCUGUGAUAAAGAGUUACCUAUGUAUGCUAUGUUAUACGUUCGAUAUACAAUGUUGAAAUACAUAUCAUUACUUGUGUAAUAUUUGGAUCAUUAAAUCAGAGUUUUGUAAAAUGUUGUGUAUUUUUGUAGCGUCUUUCUUUACUGAACAAUAUAAUGUUUUGUUGGUAAUA
Cydia fagiglandana is the source of this 2217-nucleotide messenger RNA. Its product is annotated as mitochondrial pyruvate carrier 2-like. The transcript has 3 exons. The record is from RefSeq and is a predicted model, not a curated record. Gene Ontology annotation, molecular function: pyruvate transmembrane transporter activity. Lineage: Eukaryota; Metazoa; Arthropoda; Insecta; Lepidoptera; Tortricidae. Bases 166 to 525 code for a protein of 119 amino acids. Gene Ontology annotation, cellular component: mitochondrial inner membrane. Gene Ontology annotation, biological process: pyruvate import into mitochondria.